AUGCCAGAGGUAGAGAAAAAUGAUAAGAGGAUCAAAGAUUACUUAAUGAACAUUGGGUGUGAAAGAUGGUCCACAACAUAUUCCACUGUCAACAGAACAUUGACAAUGACUUCAAACAUUGCGCAGUCGAUCAAUGCAACGCUCAAGGCUGCUAGGGAAAUCCUAGCCUUUGCUGGAGUACAUAAGGCUCGCAUUUGCGAGCAAUUUCUUCGCAUUUGCAAAGAGUGCCUGGGUCAGCCUAGGUUUGCAUUUGCGAUCACGAGGUCACAUUUGCGGAAGGCUAGUGUCCGCAUUUGCGAGCAAAGCUUCGCAUUUGCGAUGGGAGCUGGGGAGGGGGAUUCUUAG
Molecule: messenger RNA, 345 nt
Organism: Nicotiana tabacum (common tobacco)
Lineage: Eukaryota; Viridiplantae; Streptophyta; Magnoliopsida; Solanales; Solanaceae
Source: RefSeq, a predicted model, not a curated record